Messenger RNA from Chlamydomonas reinhardtii, 3066 nucleotides. RefSeq lists its product as uncharacterized. The transcript has 2 exons. The coding region runs from base 50 to 2260 and encodes 736 amino acids. Lineage: Eukaryota; Viridiplantae; Chlorophyta; Chlorophyceae; Chlamydomonadales; Chlamydomonadaceae. The record is from RefSeq and is a predicted model, not a curated record.
AUAGGCACACAGACAUAACCCGUGUGGGGAAACAGAUCAACAAGCAAAGAUGCUGCGCCGACGCGCGCUGGCGCUCCUCCACGCCGCUUUGGUGCCUCAUGCGGCGUCUGGACCAGCAUCAAAUGUUGGGCUUGCGCUGCGGCUUCGUAAAGAUUCGUCGAGCGGCUCGCGUGGCAACGCAAGCGGUGCGGCGGGUGUCGGCUCCAAAACAGGCGGCGAGGGCAGCGCAGGGCACACCAAUUCAAGCAGCGGCAGUCCAGCGCAUUUGCAUGCCUCAUCGGCGAGAGAAGAGGAACGCAGCGCUCCCGUUUCCUCGUCCUUCGUAAGCCCAAAGCCCCUUGCCACUGCCGGCGCCGUCAGCGGCCAUAGCGCUAGCCCUGGCGCUAGCGCAGCUGUGCCCCGCACAGCUCGGGCCGCUGACGUUACGCUUCCAAACCCGACCCAGCCUUCCGCGCCUGGGCAUCAGGCAUCAGCAGCAACGCAACACCAGCAACCCGAUAACCUCAUACCGAGCUCAUCGGCGUCACAGUCAGCGCCGCCCGGGGCUGCUACAGCCGCCACGCCGGCUUCUAGCCCCCAGCUACGGGAGCGGCUGCUGGCGUGCCGCGACGCGCGACAGCUCCUUGCAGAGCUGGACUCGGCAGUAGCAGCUGCUGCAGCAGUAGCCGCACGUGUGCCGCCCCGCAUCGGCGGCAGUAGCAGCGGCAGCGGCGCAGCCGCCGCCACCAGCGCCCCCCUAGCGGGGCCCGCCGGCGUGCUGGCGGCGCUACUGCCGCCUGACGCGGCCCGGUCCGUGCUACUGCACCUGUCGUCCCUGCCCCGACCCUCUCCUCACGACCUAAACCAGAUGACCAGCACACACCUAGGCAGCGGCGCCGGCCGCCCCGCAAUGCGGCCGUACCAGCGGCACCGGCAGGCUGUAGCAGCGCUGUUCCAGCUGCUACAGCCGGGCUACGCCGCGUCCCGGCCAGGGGAACUCAUGGAGUUGCUGGAGUGCGCGACACGGCUUGGGUGGCUGCUGGGACCCUGCGGCCGCGUCACGCCGCCGCCGCCGCCAAAGCUGCGUCCGCCGCCGCGGCAGGUUGCGGAGGAGACAGCAGGGCUGCUGGCAGCGGACCGGGCAGUGGGCUUGGGCGUGGGAAGUGGCAGUGUCGAGGCGUCUCCAGGGGCGGGGUUUGCAGCAGAGAGGUCGGCAGCAGGGGGCAGCACAGAGUCGCUGCUGACGUCGCCGACGGCGCCGGCGCCGGUGGCGCCGCCGCCGCCACCUGUACCCCGCGCCGCCAUCCACCCAGCUGUGCCGCUGGUGUCGGCCCUCAUUGCCGACCGCUGCGCCGCACUGCUACAGCCGCUGCUGCAGCCGCUGCUACAGCCGCUGCUGCAGCCGCUGCUGCAGCCACUGCCCCCACACGACGCCCCUGGCUCCUCUCCUGCACAUGCCUUGCCCACGCGCUUGCUCGACUGCCUGGGCCGCCUGGGCCUCAAGCUCCGCACCCGACCCCAGCCCCGCACCCAAACCUCCACCUCCUCUUCUGCCUCCUCCUCCACAACAGCAGCUGCGAUCACAGCAAUCACAGCAACCGCGGCCUCCGUACCGGACCCACAGCUGCACCGGCUGCUGGCGGACCUGCUGCCGCCGCUGCUGGCGGCGCGGCAGCAGCUGCCGCCGUCCGACGUGGCGCGGCUGCUGGUGGCGGCGGCGGAGCUGCGACCGGCGGCGGACCCCUACCUCACCGCCUGCUGGGAUGAGCUGUGCGCGGCGCUGGCUGGCGGCGGCGGCGCGGGUGGCGGCGGCGGCGGCGUGAGUGGUGGAUUGGGUGAUGGGAGAGGGGCGGCGAAUGCUGCGGGUGUGGGGCAGUUGUCGAGCGAUGAGCUGGUGCGGCUGGCGGCCGCGCUGGAGGACUUGCGGCGGGAGGACGCAAAACGGGCGGCGGAGGCGGAGGCGCACACGAGGGGCAGGGGCCGGGAGGCCGCGGCUGCGGCUGGGCUGGGCGCCCGCGAUGGCGCAAGCGUGCGGGCAGGUGGGGCCGGUGAGGACGAGGAAGGCGAUGAUGACAUGGACGACUUUGGCGUGGCGGGGCGCGGGGCGCGGGAUGGCGGGAGGCCGGCGCGCCAGGGGCAGCAGCAGCAGCAGCAGCAGCCAAGGAACUCUUACAUCCAAGAACAGGCCAACGCCCAAGUCCACCGAGCCCCCAGCUCAAGCAACAUCAACUCCGAACUACGCAGCGUAAGUUCUGACGCGUCACCGUUCAUACGCACAUGACUAAGGACCAGGGGCUGGGUUGGGCUUGGGUUUGGGUAGACGGCUUGCUACCCAACGGGCUUCGGGGAUGGGAACUUGCACUUGCACGCUUUUGCAGAACUCACCUGAUGAGACCCUUGGCACGGUCGAAACGCGUCGUGAGAGCCUUGCCUUACUGCAUUAUAGUGCGAAUGCGGUGUUGGGAACUCGGACCCAUCCCUUAGGGCGUGCGUGCGUUUCUGUCCUUACUCCUAGCCUGCCUUUUGCUCACGCGUGCUUCGGCACGCACUGGUCCUCCUACCGUGUCUUUUGGGGAACCUACGUUUGUGCCCAUUCCACCGCACUGACCCUUCCACCUACGCCAACUCUUACGCUUGCAUCACACGGCUCUCCAACACCACUUACAGCAGCACAUACCCUCUUCGCGCUUGGUCACGACUGAUGUCAGUCUGUGGCUGGGUUGUCGCAUGGGGCUUGGCUUGCCAAGCCCGGAGGAGUUUUGCAUACUGAGGGCAAACUUGCACGCCACCUGGGUACUGACGUUUACCGUUUUUCGCCUUACGCACUUGUCAUGUCUUGACACGAAAGCAACCUGGCUGUGAGGUUCGGUCAACAUCGGAAUGGUGUUGGUGCGUGACUUCUUUGGUUACCCAGGGGUGCACGGUUCCGUGUUGCUCGACUGUGGUGGGAUGCGGUGGUGACGGUCGCAGUACCGAAGCCCGCUAUGCGCCCACUAACCACUUUCGCGCUCACGAACCACACUUGAGGCAUUGGCUCUGCGAGUUGGUGGCGGUGAUGGGCACAGCCCUGAUCCCAUUAUACUCUCG